Molecule: messenger RNA, 1890 nt
Organism: Ziziphus jujuba (common jujube)
Lineage: Eukaryota; Viridiplantae; Streptophyta; Magnoliopsida; Rosales; Rhamnaceae
Product: protein NRT1/ PTR FAMILY 8.1
Exons: 4
Coding region: 1-1704 (567 amino acids)
Biological process (GO): oligopeptide transport; transmembrane transport
Cellular component (GO): membrane
Molecular function (GO): transmembrane transporter activity
Source: RefSeq, a predicted model, not a curated record
AUGGCAGAAGAAGAUGUAUAUACCAAAGAUGGAACAACUGAUUUCUGCAACAAGCCUGCCAUUAAGAAGAAAACAGGAACGUGGAAAGCUUGCCCUUACAUAUUGGGAAAUGAAUGCUGUGAAAGAUUGGCUUACUAUGGGAUAAACACAAAUCUAGUAAACUACCUCAAAUAUCAACUCAAUCAGAGAAAUGUUGUGGCAGUAAAUAAUGUCACAAACUGGUCAGGUACUUGCUAUGUCACACCUUUGCUUGGAGCUUUUCUUGCUGAUGCAUAUCUUGGAAGAUACUGGACCAUUGCUGUUUUCUCUAUCAUCUAUGUUUUUGGAAUGACCUUAUUGACACUGUCAGCCUCACUCCAUGGACUAAAGCCAUAUUGCAGUGACAAUGUUUGCCACCCAACAGGGUUACAAACAACAGUAUUUUUUAUGGGACUUUACCUGAUAGCUCUAGGAACGGGAGGGAUUAAGCCAUGUGUCUCAUCCUUCGGUGCAGAUCAAUUUGAUGACUCAGAUGAGAUAGAGAAGAAAAGCAAAAGCUCAUUUUUCAAUUGGUUCUAUUUAUCUAUCAAUAUUGGUGCUCUUGUAGCUUCUUCGGUGCUUGUUUGGAUACAGACAAAUGUUGGUUGGGGAUGGGGUUUUGGUAUCCCAGCUGUGGCUAUGGCUAUUGCUGUUGUGAGCUUCUUCUCGGGGACCCGAUUGUAUAGAAACCAGAAACCCGGUGGGAGUCCAAUCACACGGAUUUUCCAAGUGAUGGUUGCUUCGUUUAGGAAAUUCCGGGUUCAAUUGCCUAACGAUAAGUCUCUUCUUUAUGAGAUUUCUGAUGAGGAAUCUGCGGUUAAAGGAAGUCGCAAACUUGAUCAUACCGAACAAUUAAGUUUCCUGGAUAAAGCAGCUGUGGAAACAAAACCAGACCGAAUCAAAGGAACCGUAAAUCCAUGGAGACUCUGCACAGUGACCCAAGUCGAAGAGCUCAAAUCCAUAAUAAGAUUGCUUCCAAUUUGGGCCACCGGAAUAAUCUUCUCCGCCGUUUACAGCCAAAUGGGUACCUUAUUCGUCCUCCAAGGAAACACCAUGGACCUCCACAUUACCCAAUCUUUCCAAAUCCCCUCUGCUUCUCUGUCACUCUUCGACACCCUCAGCGUCAUCUUCUGGGUCCCAAUCUACGACCGAGUCAUAGUCCCACUCGCCAGGAAACUCACGGGCCAUAAAAACGGCUUCACUCAGCUCCAGCGGAUCGCGAUCGGGCUCGCGAUUUCGAUCCUCGCGAUGCUCUGUUCGGGUACUCUGGAGCUCGUGAGGCUGAGCAUGGUGAAGACCCACCAUUACUACGAGCUCAAGCACGUGCCCAUGUCGGUGUUCUGGCAAAUUCCGCAGUAUUUCAUAAUUGGGUGCGCGGAGGUUUUCACUUUCGUCGGUCAAUUGGAGUUUUUCUACGAACAGGCUCCGGACGCCAUGAGAAGCAUGUGCUCGGCGCUUUCGUUGACCACGGCGGCUCUGGGGAACUACCUGAGUUCGGUUCUGGUUAAGGUUGUUAGCGAAUUGACCGGAGGAGAUGAUCGGAAAGGUGGGUGGAUUCCGGAUAAUCUGAAUUAUGGUCAGCUUGAUUACUUCUUCUGGCUUUUGGGUUUGCUGAGUUUGAUUAAUUUUGCUGUUUUUGUUAUGGUGGCUAAGUGGUAUACUUACAAGAGUGUUGUUUCUGGUUAAUCUUCGGUAACCAAUUUUGUUUCUUGUAAUGCAAACGCAGUUGGGUUGGUUUUUGAUUUUUUUUUUCUUUUUUUUUUUUUUGGUCUUUUUUUCGUUUUUCAAAUUGGAAAUUUACUACAGAAAGAGAAAGAAAAGGAGGGCAGAAGAAUAUUUCAAAACUUGAAAUGUUUAGAUCAUGAUUAUUAA